AAAAAAAGUACCGUCUGUAGGAACGUGUCGUCUGCAGGGAAGGUCCCAGCGCGAGGCAGCACUUCUCGUGCAGCGGAAGAUCUUCACACUGUCGUCUCGCGCUCUCCCGUCAAGUGUUUCCCGCGUAGAGAUAUCUCUCCAUCUCAAUUGUUUGUUUGUGAUCAGCAGACGAUUGCGAUGUUUUCAAAGGAAAUUAAUUGGACAUCUGCAUUUCUUGUUGUUCACUCUUUUUAACACACACACAAGCACACAAAGAGACACACUAACAUCCGUAAACUUUAAAAGAAAAAAAAAAGAACAACCUAAUGUGACGUCUGCUUAAGACGUUUCCUGUGUAAACUCAAUUCUGAUUGGACAUUGUAAUAUUUACUCCAUAAAGACAGAGAUCGGAUUAUCGAAGAGCAAACUCAAGGCCAGUGAAAUAAGAUAAUUUCAAGAUUCAAAGGUGAUAACCUCAACGCGUCGCCUGCCAACGAAAGCCAGCGCGCCAAGACACAUGUCAGAAGCGCAUGUCAUAAGAAAGGAAAAACCCGUCAAGAACCAUAACUCACUCUGGUUCUAUUUGUCAAACCUGACGUGGACAUCUCUAUCCUCUAUAAUACACCCGUUCUGGAGUCACAUUGGAUAAAUAUGGGAACUUAUCUAACAUUACUUGCUGGAGUGAUCCUAGUUUCUGCUGUGUACGUGACAGGCGAGACUUACCCCAAGUACAACAUUACAGUGGUGUCAGCCAAGUGCGCGGACUCAGGCCUCAUCCCCUGCGACGUGGACAACGUCCAGUGUUUCCACAACAAGAGCAGGUGUAACUCUGUGCCAGACUGUGACAAUGGCCGGGACGAGAGUCCGGAGUUUUGUGAGUGUCGAGGCAAUCAAUUCAGGUGUAAUAUAACCCACUGCAUCAACAUACUGUCCAGGUGUGACGGCAGCAGGGACUGUGCUGAUGGUCGUGACGAGGAGAACUGUGAGUCUUAUCAUUGCCUCCCGACACAGUUCAAGUGUCUGUCUCAACACAUGUGCGUACCACGUGACAAGCAUUGUGAUUACGUCAACGACUGUGGAGAUAACUCCGAUGAACAAAAUUGCACAAUGCCCACAUGUGAUUACUCCCAGUUUAAAUGUAACAGUGGACAGUGUGUAGAAGCAGCUAAACUGUGCGAUGGUCAAUUUAACUGCAAGGACCACAGUGACGAGGACCCAAAUAUCUGUGCCCUCCACUACCGUUGCCAGUCAGGUUUUUAUAGGCUGUCUAAGCACAGAUGUAAUGGCUUCACGGACUGUCCAGUCAGUGAAGACGAUGAGAUUAACUGCGGAAAGCCAUGUGACGCCUCACAAAUGAUGUGCAGAAGUGGGCGUUGUAUUAAUGAGACGAACGUCUGCGACUUCCAUUGUGACUGUCAGUACUGUGAGGACGAAGAAGGAUGUGAUCAGACAUACUGUGAUCUGAGUUCCCACUUCAUUUGUCUGAAGGCCAAUCGUUGUCUUCACAGCCGAUACAUUUGUGACGGCGUGGAUAACUGCAUGGAUAAAGAUAUAGGCAGCGAUGAGAAUUUCUGUUCAGCCAAUAUUACGGAGUGCUUCACGGCCCUGAGGAAGAGUGGCUACUCCUUCCCAAUGUCCCAAAUGUUCCACUGUAAGGACGGCCGAUGCAUGCUGACCAGGCACCAGUGUAACACAGUUCAGGAAUGUUUUGGGGGAGACGAUGAGCUGAAUUGUACCUUCCCAGCGUGUGCUCCUGACGAGUUCCGGUGCGGGGGAGGAGAUUGCGUGAAGAGACAUCAGGUCUGUAACAACCAAAGAGACUGCAAGGAUUGGUCCGAUGAGAAAGACUGCUCUCAAAAGAUUUGUUCAGCAGACCAAAAGCAAUGCAAGAGUGGUCAUUGCAUCCCAUCCCACUAUUGGUGUGACCGUUUCCCAGAUUGUAGGGACGGCUCGGACGAACGUGAUUGUCAAUACAGGAAAUGCUUACCUGACGAGUUAACGUGCGCUAACGGUCAGUGUGUGCCACUGCGCAUGUUCUGUUACAACGGAACUGCGGGUCAAAACAGAGGAUGUCGGGACGGCUCUAAUUUAUUGAACUGCAGUCAACAUACCUGCCAGGACCCACAGAACCAGUUCAAGUGUCACAGAAGUUACUGCAUAGACAAGACACAAGUCUGUAACAAUGUCUGGGACUGUGUCUUCAACUAUUACGAUGAACAGGAAUGCAACUACAUUUGUCCUGCUGGAAGUAAUCUGUGUAUUUGCCACAACCAGGAAAUGUUCUGCGACCACAGGAACCUGACUCAACUGCCGCUGCCGAUCUCCAAGGAGCAAAUUAACAAGUUAAAUUAUCAAGGCAACAAACUUGGCUACAAUCUAAGAACUGACAGUUUGAGUAAAGGCGGAACAAAUAUGGACAAAGUAAUCUACGUAGACUUGAGCAACAAUUUGAUCACUGACAUUCCAGCCUAUAUGUUCCAAUAUAUGUAUAGCGUGAAGACACUAAAUCUGGCGGAUAACAACAUUACUGAAAUCAAGAACGUUUCUCUGAUUGGACUUGGUGCUUUGACCCAGCUAUAUCUCCAUGGCAACGCAAUUCAAUCACUGGACAAGUAUUCCUUCAUGAACCUUUCAAAUUUGAUAACUUUAGAUUUGAGUUCUCAGAGAAUCACCAGAUUGAGUCCACAAACAUUUGUUGGUUUAGACUCCUUACGGAUGUUAAACUUGAGUGGGAAUCAGCUGAAGACUAUAGAGGAUGGAACGUUUUAUGGCUUACACAAUCUUCUGACUCUUGAUAUCAGUAACAACAUGAUACAAAACAUUGGGAAACGAGUAUUUUACAACUUACCAAAACUAACUCACUUAAUCACUGAUAAGUUCAAGUUUUGCUGCCUGGCUAAGAAUGUGAAAUCCUGUCUACCGAUGCCGGACGAGUUUUCUUCCUGUGGUCAUCUGAUGGACAACUACAUCCUGAGAAUAUUUAUCUGGAUCCUUGGGCUCAUUGCCUUCUUUGGAAAUGUGGUGGUCAUCGGUUGGAGGAUCAGAGACAUGAGGGGGCGCAAGGUUCACUCUAUUCUGAUCACAAAUUUAGCCCUAGGUGACCUCAUGAUGGGCAUCUACUUACUGAUAGUGGCCGUGGUGGACACUUACUAUAGAGACGUGUACAUAGCGCAUGAUGAGGAAUGGAGGCACAGUGCCUUGUGUAAAUUUGCUGGCUUCAUUUCUACAUUCUCUUCAGAACUGUCUGUCUUCACGCUAACCAUUAUCACCAUAGACAGACUGAUUUGUAUUAUCCUGCCGCUCAGAAUGACGAGACUUAGUGUAAGGGAAGCAACCUAUACAAUGUUGUUCAUCUGGUUACUGGUCUUUUUCAUCUCAGUUGUUCCCCUUAUGGACAUCCCCUAUUUUCAGAAUUUUUAUGGAAGGUCCGGCGUGUGUCUGGCUCUGCACAUCACGCCGCAGCGGCCGCCGGGCUGGCAGUUCUCUGUGGCCAUCUUCCUGGUGCUUAACUUCGUCUCGUUUCUCAUCAUCGCCCUCUCGUACGUCUGGAUGUUUCUGGUUGCCAGGGAAACAAGAUCAGCAGUCAGAAGUAUAGAGACCAAGAAUGACACAGCCAUGGCAAGGAGGAUGACUCUAAUUGUGAUGACAGACUUCGCUUGCUGGAUACCCAUUAUCAUUUUGGGUUUUGUCUCCCUUGCUGGAGGCAACGCUUCUAAUGAUGUGUAUGCGUGGAUCGCCGUGUUUGUCUUGCCUCUGAACUCUGCUAUCAACCCGGUGCUGUACACGCUCUCCACUGCGCCAUUCUUGAUGAACUUUCGCAGCAGAGUGUGCAGAUUUAGGAAGUCCUCCAUGUCGCAAGAAACGAAUCAUAGCUACGUCGACGAAAGAACGAAUUCCUACAGUGAAAGAAAAUCUCUGAACAAAUCUGGGGAGUCUGUACGUAUGAAGAUUCUGAGAACCUCUGUGAAAGGUCACUCUUCUAACCAAUACCUGAAUGAUCUUUAGAAAUGGAGCUACGGACUUAGCAAGAGAAUAAUCAAUUUUAAUUGACCAAAGUCUCCGUCUUCAGAUAUACUAGUCAACUGAAUGUCACUGACAACGACAUCAGUGUCUUGCCUUGCCGUGGGUUGACAUUCGUCAUGAGUGACUUGUGGUUAGAGAAUGUGAUAUUGAUUUUGACAAUUAAAUAUAAGAGAACCACUAUCUGCUCCAAUAAUUUAGACUAUCUAUAUAUUUCUAAUUCGUAUUCAAAGGAAUUUCAGAAGGCUAUAAAAACAAGGAUUUAUUAACUUAUCUUUUGUUUCUGUGUUUUAUCAAGGGAUGUGAAACAUAAAAUUUCAGUCUUCAAUAUUCCUAUUCAAUAUUCCUAUUUUUUAAGGAUAGUUAAAGAUGUUUCGGUUGUGGUGUUAUAUAUACAUAGUAAUGCCCCUGAAAUAAGUAAUGUAAUUAGUUAUAAUUCAAUUCAUUAAUGUUAUUUCAGUGUUUUAAGCCUUGCAUAUUUAUUCAUAAAUAGUUUUACAAGAAAGAUAAAAAAAAAAGCGCCUGGUGGUGUAAUUUUGAUAAUUUGUUUUGCUGAAUAUGUUAAUACUCAUUGUAGAAAUAAAACUGUAUCAGGACUUAAAAUAAAUAUCGAUUCUCACUCUCAUAGAUCACAAUUUUGAAGAAAAAAAAACGUAACUGACGAAAAUAUUUUUUUGCGGAGUCAUUACCGUUUAAUUGUGCCAAAUUUCCUGAUUUAGACUUCAGUCCAAGGUCAGGGGUUUAGUGUUUCUACUGUGUUGCUGAUUCUGAAUCUCAAGUUUGUAUUGUUUCGAUAAGGAUGCUAAGAUGAUGAUUUUCAUUGAUUGAAUUUCCCACAUGGCUCAAGUUGGCUCUCCGAAAUCAGAAUCUUGUUGCAUUUGCAUAAAGAUUAGUCGAAAAGCCAUCUCAGAAGUGAUUCCCAGACACUGAGUCUCGGUCCUUUAGGUCCAUGGAAACUACCAUAAAUGCACCUAUAUGAAAUCAUCAGUUGAGGGGUCACAGUUCUCUGACACCAUUUACUCGAGCAAGGCGAAAGACAGAAUAGCCAGGGAGGUCAACUACAAUGUGAAGAGGCGUGGUGGAUUUGGCCCAAACUUUCUGGCAAUAUCCACAAUGUGUAAGUUGUACGGUACAUAGAGAUCUAGAUGUCUAUUUCUAUUGAGGAUUGUCACGUUGUCAAUGUUAGCCAUUGUUCCCAUUUAAAGUUUCAGGGAGAACCGUGUCAGGGGAAAUAUUCUAAAUCGAAGAAGCAACUUUUUUAAACAAUUGAAUAAAGAAACUGAAUAACCGAAUGUCACUAACAUUUUAAGAUUUCAAAUACUCAGAAGACUGAUUGAAAGUAUGCAAACCUUACUUAAAUCUCUUUAAUGUUUGUUGAUGGAUAUACGAUACUCAAAGUAAAACCAUGUACAUAUUUUAGUAAUAUUACACAGUUCUUUUAUUUCGACAUAUCACAUAUUCAAAAUGCAUAUGACCAUUUUUACAUCACAUUAUUUAUCAAACUGCACCACUAGAUCCACAGGAUUAUUUAGGUUUAGAAAAGUAAUGUCAGUAAUUUAUAUUUUAUAAAAAGAUAUGAUUUUAGAUUUGUGUGAUUUACUUAGAACCCCCGUGACGUUCGGCGCAUUUGGCGAGUGAUCUGUCACUGGCAAUGUCUGCAGCCUGUCCACUGCCCUGAGUGUCCUCCACGAAAGUUGGCGCCACGUUAUUCGAGGACGUCUCUGUUUGCGCUUUCCUCGUAUUGGCCUCAAUGUCAUCGCAACUGUAGUGUGGACUAUUCAGUCACUGUGCAUUGGAAAAGUAGGGGAAGUUAUGAUAAUACUAGAUAGUGCAGAUCAUGUUGUAUUUUAUAUUAAGCUCAGUACAUUCAGACACUUGUUCAAUAUUUCAGUUCAGAUUCAAAGGUUGCUACCUCCAUUAUUAUCAUUAUUAUCAUCAUUAAUAACAGCCAAUUAUUUAUAUCGUGAUACAAAUCGGUCAAAGUAUUUGUUAUUCAUACUUCGAUCAGGUGACACAUUAUUUGUUCAAAUGUAAUUGUGUUCUAGAAACAAUAAUCUUACGUGUACAUUGAGGUCCUAGAAUAUAAAGCAUGAUUUGUGUGUGUGUGUGUGUGUGUUUAAGUGUGAUAAUUGUGUAAUUAUGCUAAGUAUUUAUUAUUUCUUUUUUGACCUAAUCAAUUUUCUCUCGAUAUUUCUUCAUUAAAUAGAUGAUUUUAAAAAAUAACAAUACAUGCAUUAACAUGGCAAAGCAUUCUUAUUUGAAUGCUAGUUUCACAUGAUAUGAUCUAGGAAAUCAAACUCCCUAAAACACUACUAGAGAAUAUAUAAAAACGACACUCAGUCAACAGCGAAAGCUUAUCAAAUGGGUUAAAAGGCAAGUGGAAAACAGUUUUCUAAAAUUAAUUUUCUGUGGCUUUAAAGAAUGAGCGAAAGUAGGGCGUAAUUAUCAUAAAUCUGUCCCACAAUGCAUUAAUACAUUAUUUUACGUUUGUACCAAUAUGAAUUGUAUCUUUAUAUAUAUAAAUAUUGUAAUGACAUUGUGUAUGUAUUUAAAAUGUGUAUGAUGCAUUUGCAACUAUAUCUUACUCUAUGUCAUUCGAUGACAACUGAGAACAAACUUACAAAUGUACAUUUUCAAUUCAUGUUGUACGUAGCAAACUAAUGUUCGUGAAAUGAAAUAUUUUUGAUAACUGUUUUCUUCAACAAAUGCACUGACAUUAUUGUGAUAUAGCGAGACACAGACACCUAACCUCAGUUAUGAGCUCACGCAACGAGAGGAUCGACAAUGUUUAUAGAGAUAAAAGAAGUGUGGAAAAACAAUGUACGAACACUAUGACCAAUAUUUUGUUUUAAAUUUAGUUUAUUAAAUGAUGGUUUACUUGAUAUGAUCACGUGCCAUACACACAUAUUGUCGAUAUGAUCACGGUGUAAUGAAAACUAACUGAACGACUAAAACAACUCAAUGAGGUUCUGCUGGACAAUAAAAUUAAUUUCUUAAUAGUU
This is a messenger RNA of Biomphalaria glabrata, 7001 nucleotides long. RefSeq names its product G-protein coupled receptor GRL101-like. The record is from RefSeq and is a predicted model, not a curated record. Lineage: Eukaryota; Metazoa; Mollusca; Gastropoda; Planorbidae. Gene Ontology annotation, molecular function: G protein-coupled receptor activity; protein binding. Bases 631 to 3984 code for a protein of 1117 amino acids. Gene Ontology annotation, cellular component: membrane. The transcript has 30 exons. Gene Ontology annotation, biological process: G protein-coupled receptor signaling pathway.